Thermothielavioides terrestris NRRL 8126 is the source of this 1418-nucleotide messenger RNA. RefSeq names its product diphosphomevalonate decarboxylase. Gene Ontology annotation, cellular component: cytosol. The transcript has 2 exons. NCBI's taxonomy places the organism in Eukaryota, Fungi, Ascomycota, Sordariomycetes, Sordariales, Chaetomiaceae. Gene Ontology annotation, molecular function: ATP binding; diphosphomevalonate decarboxylase activity. The coding region runs from base 1 to 1191 and encodes 396 amino acids. The record is from RefSeq and is a predicted model, not a curated record. Gene Ontology annotation, biological process: isopentenyl diphosphate biosynthetic process, mevalonate pathway; isoprenoid biosynthetic process.
AUGGCCGAGAAAGUGUAUCGCGCCAGCACCACGGCGCCGGUCAAUAUCGCCGUCGUCAAGUACUGGGGCAAGCGCGAUGCCAAGCUCAACCUGCCGACCAACAGUUCGCUCUCCGUGACGCUCUCGCAGUCGGACCUGCGCACGCUCACCACCGCCUCCUGCUCCGCCGCGUACCCGGCCGCCGACGGCGACUCGCUGCUGCUCAACGGCGAGCCGUCCGAUGUCUCGGGCGCCCGCACGCAGGCCUGUUUCCGUGAGCUGCGCGCCCGCCGCGCCGCCCUCGAGACCGCCGAUGUGUCCCUCCCGAAGCUGUCGACCAUGCCCCUGCGCAUCGUCUCCGAGAAUAACUUCCCGACCGCGGCGGGGCUGGCGUCGUCGGCGGCUGGCUUCGCCGCCCUGGUGCGUGCCAUCGCCGACCUCUACGAGCUGCCCGCGUCGCCGGCCGAGCUGAGCUUGAUCGCCCGGCAGGGCUCCGGCUCGGCCUGCCGCAGCCUCUUCGGCGGCUACGUGGCCUGGCGCAUGGGCGAUGCCGCCGACGGAAGCGACUCGGUGGCCGACCAGGUGGCCGAGGCGGCGCACUGGCCCGACAUGCGGGCGCUGAUCCUGGUCGUGUCGGCCGCCAAGAAGGGCGUCAGCUCGACCUCGGGCAUGCAGCAGACCGUCGCUACCUCGGGUCUGUUCCAAGAGCGCAUCGCCCGCGUGGUGCCGCAGCAUAUGGCCGCCAUGGAGAAGGCCAUCCGCGAGCGUGACUUUGCCGCCUUCGCCGAGGUCACCAUGCGCGACUCCAACUCGUUCCACGCCACGUGCGCCGACACCUACCCGCCCAUCUUCUACAUGAACGACGUGUCGCGGGCGGCCAUCCGCGCCGUCGAGCAGAUCAAUGCCGCCGCCGGCCGGACGGUGGCCGCGUACACGUUCGAUGCCGGGCCGAACGCGGUCAUCUACUACCUCGAGAAGGACGCCGAGGCGGUCGUCGGCACCCUCUACCACGUCCUCGGCGCGGCGGUCGACGGCUGGAAGGACGCUGUCGUCAAGGGGCUGAAGCCUACGGUGACCUUGGAUGAGGCGGUUGCCGGCUUGCUGAAGAGCGGCGUGAGCCGGGUGAUUUUGACGGGCGUUGGGGAGGGCCCCGCCAAGACGGACGAGCAUCUGGUUGCCGAAGACGGAACGCCAGUGACAGCGAGGAGAUAGCCUGGCUCACGGCCUCAGUGGCACCCAGUUCUGAUUAGGGCGAAGGGCAAAACCUGUAGCUUACAGUAGCAUCAGAAGGGUUCAGUCCUGGAAUCACAUGCAUUUCGUCAGUUCUGGUUGCGUAAAAUGCACAUGGUCAUGCUGUCCACCCUGGCCUGCGUCCAUAUGUCGCAGUGAAGGACGAUUGAUAUGAUAAGCGCAAUCCAAUACACAUUACAGUACGGAUU